AUGCCCUACAAAACAAGAGAUGAUGUAAAGCUCCACUUGUUACAAUACGGGUUCAUCGCUAAUUAUACAAAUUGGUGGGCACAUGGUGAAAAAACUAGAACACUUCAGCAUGAGGUGCAACUGCCUAAUCCUAUGGAAGAUGAUGAUUUUGAUGGGAAGGGUGUGCUUUUUUUCCCUAUAUUUAAAGAUGCAUAUGUCAUCCGAUCAAUCCCUUCUAUACUGAAGACGAUGUUUAAUGGCCCAUGGACCACAUGGAAGGAUGUUGAUGCGAUUAAUAGUGAGACAUUAUGGCAACAUUUUAAGGGACUGUAUCAAUGGGAUCCUUAUAAGUACACUGAUGAAGUUAUACACGAUGCAUGGAAGGAGGUCAUGAAAAGUUGUUUUUCUGAGUCGAUGACAAAUGCACUGAAAGAAUUUGUUAUACUUGCUAAGGCGAAAAAUGCCAAUGCAUUAGAAAAAUGGAAACGUAAAUCGGAUUCAAGAAAGGAAAAUAGAAGCAAAAUGGAACACGGUUCAAUUUCCAAACACUGUUGUGGUUCUAUUCCAAUUUCUCAUCACAGGGACAAAUUGGAAUCAGAGUUGAAGUGCCCACCUUCUCGCCUUGACCUGUUUAAUAGAACACAUCGCACCAAAAAACCGAAAGAAAGCACUUCAAACAAUGACUAUGUUACACCUAAACCUAUGAUGAGUGUGGAUGAAUAUACGGAGGGUAUAGUGGCUAAAUAUGGUGAUGAUAUUGAUAGCCAUCCUCCGUAUGAUCAUGAACUUUGGGUUAAAGUUACUGGAGGUAUCAAGAAAUGA
Messenger RNA from Lactuca virosa, 801 nucleotides. NCBI's taxonomy places the organism in Eukaryota, Viridiplantae, Streptophyta, Magnoliopsida, Asterales, Asteraceae. The record is from the annotation of a GenBank genome assembly.